AUGUCUGGGAUGGGGGAGCUCGAGUAUGAGCAAGAGAAGUUUGAGCGGAGCAAUGGUUCUAUCCUGUGUCGCAAGCAACUACUGCUCUCGAGAGGAAAAUUGCCAUUGAUCCACAUAUCAUCCGGCGUUCAAUUACCGUCCGGCGUUUUGAGAGAGGCCCAAGUGGCUGAAUCAAGACCUACUUUAAGCCAGAUGCCGAGAGCUGCUUCAGGCGCCGAUAACGAUAGUAUUAGCCGGCAGCAUGUCUCGAAACAGCAACGAGAUGCUGCCAUGGCCGCACUUCCAAAGGUGGGAGUCGACAACCGAAGUACUGGCAAGGCCAAUAUGUAA
This is a messenger RNA of Morchella sextelata, 330 nucleotides long. RefSeq lists its product as uncharacterized. Bases 1 to 330 code for a protein of 109 amino acids. The transcript has 2 exons. The record is from RefSeq and is a predicted model, not a curated record. NCBI's taxonomy places the organism in Eukaryota, Fungi, Ascomycota, Pezizomycetes, Pezizales, Morchellaceae.